Molecule: messenger RNA, 642 nt
Organism: Symbiodinium pilosum
Lineage: Eukaryota; Dinophyceae; Suessiales; Symbiodiniaceae
Source: the annotation of a GenBank genome assembly
AUGCAGUUCAAAACGUAUGAUUGCGACAACUGCACGUCAGUCAGCAUGGCGAACGAUAUUCGCACCACGAAGGACGUCAUAGGGAGGCUGCCCAAGAGUCCGGAAGCUGCGAUGCUCGAGAAGGCCCGGAAUCAGCUUGAGAGGGCGCUGGAGAAUGGUCGCAUCAGCAUUGAAGAGCGCUACACCCAGGACCUGGUCUUUGCCACCACCAUGCUGACCGACUGGCAAAUGCUCUCCAAUCUCCGCAUCUGGGAGGCCGAUUACCCCGCAAGAACCGUCUUCUUUUACGGAGUCUCGGGGGAAACCCUUAGAGUGGCCAAUCUGAUCUCAGAUGCUGCCAAUCCUCCUGCGUGCAUGGAAUUUGGAGGGACCUUCUUCAACGUCAAGAACUUUGCCAAGCUGCUGCACCACCAGCCGAAGGUCACGUCCACACUCCUCAGGUUCCAGGGCCACUGGCGACUUCCUCCCGUCCACGACGUCCAGGAGUACGCCAAUGACCUGAAUGAUUGGCAUCUCUCCAACUACAACGUGAUGAUGGGAGCGUACAAUGAGCAGAAGCAGCUGGCUGACUACAAUUGGCUGCGCCUGAGUGGCAGUUUGUGUUAUUUCAUGACAAGUCGCACCAUGCCGGAGAUAUCCCCG